Cordyceps fumosorosea ARSEF 2679 is the source of this 1926-nucleotide messenger RNA. Its product is annotated as reverse transcriptase. Bases 1 to 1926 code for a protein of 641 amino acids. Lineage: Eukaryota; Fungi; Ascomycota; Sordariomycetes; Hypocreales; Cordycipitaceae. The record is from RefSeq and is a predicted model, not a curated record. The transcript has a single exon.
AUGAAGAAUGCCUUUAACCUAGCCCCUAGGGUAGGCCUAGCCACGGCUAUUACCCUAUACGCCCCUACCUUCUAUCGGGCGGCCAGAUGGGCCUAUAACGACCCGGCAGUGCUGUUUUUACAGGAUGGGUCCACUAUCGCAAGCGCUGAAGGCGUACGGCAGGGAGACCCCCUCAGUGCCUUCUUCUGGUCCCUCACAUACAGGCCCACCCUACAGGCCCUACAGAAGGCCCUACCUGGCGAUAUAGUGGUCUCGUACCUAGACGAUACCUAUGUCGUCUCUAAGAGGGACGAUAUAAGGCCUAUAAUACAGCAGGUCUUCCAGCAGUCACCCUUCCAGCUGAACCUGACGAAAUCCACCUUCCAGCACCUGGAUACAGUGCAGGAACAAGGAAUACAGGCCCUCCGCACCUAUAUAGGGCCCCUACAGCACCGAAGAACCUUCCUACAGGGUAAGAUAGACACCUACAAGAGAACUCUAUCUACCCUACAGGCCCUCCCUAAGCAGUACGCUCUACUGCUUCUUAGAGGAAGUAUGACCUUCCUACUAAGGCACCUCCUUCGCCAGCUCUACCCUAUAGGGCUCCUCGACCUAUACGAAGAAAUCGACCGCCUUACCCUAGAGGCUGUUGAGCAAAUUGCCUCAAUCAACCCACAGGCACCCACAAGCAUCAACCAAGACCUACUAGCACUCCCUAUACGGAUGGGAGGGCUAGGAAUCACCCUAUACAAGGAAAUGCCAAACAACCUCUAUAGGGUAGCGAAAACGAACGCAAUUCCUACCCUAAAUAAGCUACGAAGGGGCCUAGUCAACAUGAACACAGACUUCCUACCCUACGACAGAGGAAUCAACCCAGGCACCCUAUACGUACCUACCCUAGGGCCUACGAAGACCCACACGAUCCAGGAAAUCAACCAACAACGCCUCAAAAGAAUCCAGAACCAGCUUACCCUAGAGGGAAAGCGUGCCCUACAGGAAAAUUCGACCUACCUAAGCCGCCGCUGGCUAGAGGUCCUGCCUACUACUAAAAACAACCAACUGGCAGACUUCAACGUCACGGAGGGCCUUAGGGUACGCCUUAUAGCACCUGUGAGGGCCUUAGACCUACCCUGUACCUUCUGUGGUACAGUGGUCAAGAUAGGGCAUGAAGACACCUGUAAGGGUGCUGAACGCCACUGGAAAAUUCGCCACGAUACGAUCCUACGGGCACUAGCAGCCGCAACAAAGACCACCCUAGGCUCUACCCUAGAGCCACAGCUGCCAGGGCGCACAGGGCCUCGACCAGACCUCUCCACCCACUAUAAAGGCUCUAUACGGUACUAUGACCUUCAAAUAGUGGCCAUCAACAAGCCCUCCGCAGCCACGGACCCCCACAGUACCCUACAGGAGGCUGCAACAGCGAAGAGGGCUAAAUACAGUGCCCUAGGCCCUGACUUUUACCCUCUAAUCAUCUCUGCAGGCGGCCUGAUGGAGAAGUCAACAGCGAAGACCUAUAAGGACCUACAGGCCUCUAUAGGACCUGUGGCGGCCACCUACCUUGAUACAGUCAUCUCCCUUACCCUAUAUAAGACUAGGGCACACUCAGCAGCCUCUAUCGCAAAAUCAAGGCAGAUAUCGAGCGUACCCUGGAGUACAAUCAGGCAGAACCUUCGAGGGGGACCAGCCACACAAGCCACUAGGCCCCUACGCUUCCAUAGGGCCUCUGAAGACCCCCGAAGCCACACCUUCCAGUGGGAACCAGAAGGUCCACAGUGGCCAGCAGCCCCUAGGCCACAGAACCCCCAGGGAGCCUCUAUAGAGCCCCACAGAGCCUCUAUAGAGCCACAGAGAACCCACAGGGCCUCUAUAGAGCCACAGUGCUCUACACAGGCCCGGCUGUCCUCACAGGCGCCCCUACAGCGCCUACGAAAGCGCUAUGGCCUCUAG